AUGGGUGGUCUAGCGAUCACUGUCAUGGCAUCAGAAAUAUCUUUCGGCAAUUGCAAUUCUGGGUUGCAGGUAGGAUCAAGCAAUGCUCUUAUAACUGCACACUUCCAUGUUCAGAAUGAACAGCCCGAAACUCCACCAAGCCCCUUGUCAACUGUUCCCUUUCGCCGGGACAAGGAAUUUGUUGAAUGCGGAACAAUAUUCGAUGAAAUAAACGAGAAGAAUCCCGCGCCGUCUCCACGAAUUGCACUGGUUGGCCUCGGCGGCGUUGGAAAAUCAAAGCUGGCCAUCGAAUACUCCUACCGCAUCCGUGAGCGGUCACCAGAGACAUGGGUCUUCUGGGUUCAUGCUAGCAACGCCGCUCGUUUUGAGCAAAGUUUCCGGGAGAUUGCAGACCGAGUGAAAAUCUCUGGUCGAGAGAAUCCCACCUCUAAUAUAUUCCAGCUUGUCCAUGACUGGCUUCAGGAUGAAAGAAAAGGGAAAUGGGCCCUGAUCCUUGAUAAUGUUGAUGAUGACCGGUUCCUUCAGCAGGCACCAUUGAUCAAGAAAGAUGAUGUCGGCCAGGAUAGCGAUCAGAAGCUAUGGCGGCCGUUGCAGGCAUAUCUUCCACAGAGCCCGCAUGGUCUCAUCCUCAUGACAACCCGAAACAAAGGCGUUGCCCUGAGAAUGGUUGAGGAAAGAGAGAUUAUCAUUGUACAACCCAUGGAUCAAGCCCAUGCGAAAAGGCUUUUUGAGGCGAAGCUUGGAAUACAGGAGAACCCCGAGGAAUUUUGCAGCUCGCAGCAGCCUUGGAUCAUAUGCCGCUUGCAAUCAGCAGCCUAUAUCAAACAACGGGCUCCCCGGUCAUCGGUGAAGCAGUACUUGCAACAGUUCCAAAGUAGCGACAAUAGCAAGUUGACCCUUCUUGAGUAUGAAAAGGGUCAGCUUCGUCGCGAUCGAGAAGCAAGAAAUUCUGUUAUUCGCACAUGGCAGAUCUCUUUCGACUAUCUACGGCAAGAGCGACCUUCCGCUGCAAAUCUUCUUUCCUUAAUGAGCUUCUUCAACAGACAAGCGAUUCAUGAGUCUCUACUCCCAAUACACAACCAGGGAGCAAACGAUGGCACAAUACAGAAAGUGAACGUCAAGGACGAGGACAGUUGUUUGGCUGACGUGGAAGAUCCACGUGAAGAAGACUUCUGUACUUUGAGAGACUAUUCUUUUAUCACCGUCAACACGGACGCUGUAAGCUUUGCGAUGCACAGAUUAGUUCAGCUCGCUACGCAAAAAUGGCUUGAGGAACAUGGCGAGCUCGAAAAGUGGAGGGGACAAUGUAUUGCCAAUCUCCUCCAGGAGUUUCCCUUCACAGCGUAUCAGGACUGGAGAAAGCGGGAUAUGAUACUACAACAUUUUGUAACAGCAACAGCGCACCAGAGAGAUCCGGAGGCCUCGUCGACUAUGGAGGUUGUGUUGCUCUGUAAGGCGGCAAUGUAUACCUGGCAAAAGGGGAAUUUCGUGGAGGCGGAGGAAAUGCAUGAGAAGGCCAAGAAGGUGAUAGAGGCCCGAAGGUUGCUAUCUGAAGACCCCCGCGGAGAGAUUUAUGAGCUUAUCAAAGCUGGCUACGAGGAGCUACUAGGUGACGAUCAUCCCGAUACUCUGGCAGCUUUAGGCAAUGUUGCUACCGCAUUGGGAGGCCAACGGAAAUAUGCAGAGGCCGAGCCAUUGCUUCGGAAGGCAGUAGCAGGGCACGAGAAAAAGCUUGGGGUUGAAGAUCCUACCACACUGGGGAUGUACCUUCAUUUAGGCAUAAUUCUGGAAAUCGACGAAACUAUCUGCGAAAGGAUCUUUGAACCUGAGCAUCCAUUGGUGUUGAGGACUAUGGAGGCCUUGGGCAUGGCACUCUCUGGUCAGGGAAGGUACCAAGAGGUAGUGGAAAUGCAUCGUUGGAUACUUGCGGUACAAAUGGAGGAAGCAGGACCCCACAGUCCAAGCACACUGCUAGGUCUUGAAAUGCUAGGCAAACUGCUCACGUGGCAAAAAGAAUUCACAAAAGCAGAGGCAAUCCUCAGAGAAACACUGGAAUCACGUCGAAAGGUGCUGGGACCAGACCAUCUCGACACGCUCACAACCACUCACAGUCUCGUGAUAGCGCUUAAUAACCAGGGGAAGCACGAAGAGGCCGAGCUGGUAGAGCGAGAAGUACUCGCAAAGAUAAUCAAGAUAUUUGGAUCGAACCAUGUCGAAACGGCAACUGCUAUGUCGAUACUCUCGGCUGUUGUUAGGAUGCAAGGCCAGCAUUCGGAAGCAGUGGGGCUCUUGAAGACUUCUGUUCGGAUCCUAUGCGAGCAAAUCGGGCCCGAUGAACCAUGGACAGUCGAUGUCAUGUCCCAGCUAAUGGAUACUUUGGUAUGCUGCUAA
Messenger RNA from Aspergillus clavatus NRRL 1, 2391 nucleotides. RefSeq lists its product as uncharacterized. Bases 1 to 2391 code for a protein of 796 amino acids. Lineage: Eukaryota; Fungi; Ascomycota; Eurotiomycetes; Eurotiales; Aspergillaceae. The record is from RefSeq and is a predicted model, not a curated record. The transcript has 5 exons. Gene Ontology annotation, molecular function: ADP binding; protein binding.